GGAUCCGAGCCCGCGCCGCCGCCGCCGCCGCCGCCGCCGCCGCCGCCGCGCCCCCCGCGGGAGAUGGAACAGCGGAACCAGCUCGGCGCCGUCGGAUACCUGCCGCCGCUGCUGCUGCUCUUCGUGGCCGAUGCUACCUUUACCGAAGUCCCCAAAGAUGUGACCGUGCGGGAGGGAGACGACAUCGAAAUGCCCUGCGCAUUCCGGGCCAGCGGAGCUGCCUCGUACGCGCUGGAGAUCCAGUGGUGGUACCUCAGGGAGCCGCCGCGGGAGCGGCUGCAGGGCCUGGCGCUCGGUGCGCCCGGUGCCCGGAGCAAGGUAACGAAUAAGGAUGCAACUAAAAUCAGCACCGUGCGUGUCCAGGGCAACGACAUCUCGCACCGGCUGCGGCUCUCGGCGGUGCGGCGGCAGGACGAGGGCGUAUACGAGUGCCGCGUGUCGGACCACGGCGACGACGACACGCAGGAGCACACGGCCCAGGCGCUGCUGCGCGUGCUCUCGCGCUUCGCGCCGCCCAACAUGCAGGCCGCGGAGGCUGUGUCCCACAUCCAGAGCAGCGGCCCGCGGCGCCACGGCCCCGCUGCCGCCUCCAUCGCCAACCACGUGGGCGCUACCGGCGCCGCGGGCCACACCACCUCCGAGCCCAGCCACGGCGACAAGAGCCCGCCUCCCGGGAGCCCUCCUGCCGCUGCGGCGUCUGUGGCCCGCACAGCCGCCGCUGCGGCCGCCGCUGCCGCCACCGCCACCACCGCGGGCGCUGGAGCCGCUGCUUCAUCUGCGCCGCCGCCCCCGGGCCAGGCGGUCCUUCUGCGGCAGAGGCAUGGCUCCGGCACUGGCCACACCUACACAGCGGACCCACUCCUGUCCCUGCUCCUGCUGGCCCUGCAUAAGCUCCUCGGCCUGCUGGCGGGGCACUGACCGGCACCGCGUCGGGGUCCUGCGCUCCCCCGUGCAGCCACCCUGCUGGCCCGCCCCCGGGGGGCGGGGAGGACCGCCUCACCAAUGGACACACAGAGACAGAGAAGAGCAUGACAAAGCCCAUGCGGGAAACGAACCCGUUGUACUGGGGGGAGGUCACGCCGCCGUCGAGCGCCUGAAGUAACAUGCCCACUUUCGGCAGGAGGCGGCGGCCGGCCCGGGCCGGGCGCCUGGGGCUGGCCGGUCCCUGCCUCCCGGCAUUUUCUUUUCUCCACGUCGCCCCCCGGCCUUCAUGUGCACGACCCCCCGAGCCGCUGCCUCCAGGACAGGACGCGGAAAACGCCGGCUCCCCACCUUCCUGACAAAGCAAAAUAUUUUCAGUAGAUUGCUGUGUUUAGGGACUUGUUUUCAUUUACUUUUUUCUUCGGGGGCUUACCUUUUUUAUUGAAGUAAAUUAUUUCUUUUGAGACAUUUUGAUUGAAAAAAGAAACAUCGUAUCAUUAAUUAAAAUUCACUGUCGAUAAUAUUUAUUUUUAAAUAUACAUCGGAAACAAGUCCCAACGCUUGUUUCUACACGGUAUUGUAUA
Phyllostomus hastatus (greater spear-nosed bat) is the source of this 1505-nucleotide messenger RNA. RefSeq names its product V-set and transmembrane domain containing 2B (gene VSTM2B). The record is from RefSeq and is a predicted model, not a curated record. The transcript has 5 exons. Bases 64 to 918 code for a protein of 284 amino acids. NCBI's taxonomy places the organism in Eukaryota, Metazoa, Chordata, Mammalia, Chiroptera, Phyllostomidae.